Capronia epimyces CBS 606.96 is the source of this 1767-nucleotide messenger RNA. RefSeq lists its product as uncharacterized. The coding region runs from base 1 to 1767 and encodes 588 amino acids. NCBI's taxonomy places the organism in Eukaryota, Fungi, Ascomycota, Eurotiomycetes, Chaetothyriales, Herpotrichiellaceae. The transcript is spliced from 3 exons. The record is from RefSeq and is a predicted model, not a curated record.
AUGGCCGCCGAAUUACAGGGCUGGCAUGUUGUUGCCGCACGACACCAGGAAACGAUCGAAAGCAAGAUCCCACAGGCAUGGCAACUGUCUGAAAAUUUGUUGAACAAUGUUGCUCCCAUGGCUCUCCCCAGACAAUCGGGCAUCCUGAGUGACUGGGAAUUGAGCAUCACCGAAUCGAAAGCUGUAGAUAUCCUUGCCGAACUUCGACAUGGCAGAGUUAAAGCAGUGGACGUGACGCGGGCGUUUUGCAAAAGGGCCGCCAUUGCGCAACAAGCGACGAACUGUGUCGCCGAGAUCUUGUUUGAAGAGGCUUUGGACAGGGCUGCAGAACUGGACAAAUACAUGGAAACCCACGGCCGGCCGAAAGGGCCUCUUCACGGUCUGCCCAUCUCUGUCAAAGAGCACAUUCAUAUGCAAGGCACGAAGGCGACCUGCGCGUUAAUGGCUUGGGCGGACCACACCAGCUCCAAAGACGCAUUGAUCGUCCGGGUCUUGAGAGAGCAAGGCGCCGUCUUUCACGUCAAAACGACAAAUCCUCAGACUUUGAUGGCCAUCGAGACCGACUCGAACCUAUUCGGCCGCACCGUGAACCCGCACAAUCCAAGCCUAACGUGCGGCGGCAGUUCGGGAGGCGAAGGAGCCCUGAUCGCAAUGGGUGGCAGUGUUAUAGGUAUAGGCACAGACAUUGGCGGCUCGAUUCGUGUGCCUAGUGCCUUUUGUGGAAUCCACGGGCUCAAACCGAGCGUGGCAAGGCUCCCGCAUAGCGGACUGAGUGGCCUUCAGGACGGAAUGCAGAACAUCGUCGGUGCCGUUGGCCCAAUGGCUCGGUGCGCUGAGGACCUGGAUUUGUUCUGUUCGGCUGCUCUGGCCAACCGACCUUGGGACCAUGAGCCGUCAUUGAUCGAGCUCCCUUGGAAGACAAGUAUUGAGAUUCCUCCUCGACUGACCAUUGGUGUGAUCUGGAACGACGGCGUCGUUCACCCGCAUCCUCCCGUCAGCCGAGCGUUAAAGAACACCGUGGCAGCUUUGCGAGGCCAGGGACACAGGGUGGUGGACUGGAAUACUGAUCUACAUCGACAGUUGGUUGAUGCUGCUAACGAAGCCUACUUCCUCGAUGGUGGGAAGGAGUAUCGUGACAUUCUGGCUGAAGGACUAGAACCGCCUGUUCCGAUUAUAGAAUGGCUGCUUGAGACAAAUGCCGGUCGGCCGCACACUGUCGAAGAAACCUGGAAGCUGAAUGCGAAGAUCGAGCGGUUGCGGACCCUAUAUGCCGAGCAGUGGAACGAUAUCAAAAUCGACGCAAUCAUCUGUCCAGUCAGCGCAUCCGUUGCUUCGGUCCACAAUGAAAGCCGGUAUUGGGGUUAUACAAGUAUCUGGAACGUUCUUGACUUCCCUGCGGUGGUGAUGCCUGUGGGCAAGGUCGAGGAGUCAGACACGUGGGAUGAAUUUCCACCAGCCUCCCUGACACCCCUGACCUCGGCCGAUGACUCGUAUCGACAGCUCUUUGAGAAUCGCCAAGGUGCGUCAAGGUACCAACAUGCACCUGUUGCUAUCCAGAUAGUUGGCAGACGACUCCAAGAAGAAAGGAUCCUCAGAAUCGCGAGGAGCAUCGAGCGCUGCAUCUCCGAGCCAUGCGCACCAAGUGGAAGUCCAUUGGAGGUUAAAGGCGCCAAUGACCUCGAGCCUGCUUCGAUCCAAUUUGCAGGAAGCCCAAGCUUCUGGAAUUCGGUCGCGGAGUUUGAAGAUUCCGUUUCCGUUGCCGCAUAG